CCUUCCUCGGAGAGGGCUAGUUCCGGGAGUGGUUCGGAAGGGGCCUCCGGGAACGGACGGAGCUGCGGGGCGGAGCGGUGUUUGCAAUGGCAGCUACUGUGAACUUGGAACUUGAUCCCAUUUUUUUGAAAGCACUAGGCUUCUUACAUUCAAAGAGUAAGGAUUCUGCAGAAAAGCUGAAGGCACUACUUGAUGAAUCUUUGGCUCGGGGCAUUGAUUCAAGUUACCGUCCAUCUCAGAAGGAUGUGGAGCCACCCAAAAUUUCAAGCACAAAAACUAUUUCUGUUAAGCAAGAGCCCAAAACAUCUUCCAGUCUUCCUUCUGGCAAUAGUAAUGGCAAGGCCCUCACAACUGAAAAAGUAAAGAAGGAAGCUGAAAAGAGACCAGCUGAUAAAAUGAAAUCAGACAUCGCAGAAGGAGUUGAUAUUCCAAAGAAACCUAGAUUGGAAAAACCAGAGACACGGUCCUCUCCCAUUACCGUCCAAACUAGCAAGGAUUUAGCCAUGACUGACCUUUCCAGUUUUGAGGAGACUAGUGCUGAUGAUUUUGCCAUGGAGAUGGGAUUGGCCUGUGUUGUUUGUAGGCAAAUGACGGUGGCAUCCGGUAAUCAAUUAGUAGAAUGUCAGGAGUGCCAUAAUCUCUACCACCAAGAUUGCCAUAAGCCCCAGGUGACAGACAAGGAAGUGAAUGACCCUCGUCUGGUGUGGUAUUGUGCUCGAUGUACCAGGCAAAUGAAAAGAAUGGCUCAAAAAACUCAGAAACCACCACAGAAACCAGCCCCCACAGUUGUUUCUGUAGCUCCAGCUAUCAAAGAUCCACUGGUUAAGAAACCAGAAACUAAACUCAAACAAGAGACAACUUUUCUAGCAUUUAAGAGAACAGAGGUCAAGACAUCCACGGCUAUUUCAGGAAAUUCUUCUAGUACCAGUGUUUCCUCUUCGGUAACCAGUGGACUAACUGGAUGGGCAGCUUUUGGAGCUAAAACUUCCUCUGCUGGUCCAUCAACAGCAAAACUGAAUUCAACAACCCAAAAUAAUAGUGGGAAACCUGCUACCUCAUCAACUAACCAGAAGCCUGUGGGUUUAACUGGUCUGGCGACAUCAUCUAAAGGUGGAAUAGGUUCCAAAAUAGGUUCCAAUAACAGCACUGCACCCACUGUACCACUGAAACCACCUCCACCUCUAACUUUGGGCAAAACUGGCCUUAGUCGCUCCAUUAGUUGUGACAAUGUUAGCAAAGUAGGUCUUCCUAGUCCAAGUAGUUUAGUUCCAGGAAGCACCAGCCAACUCAGUGGGAAUGGAAAUAGUGGGACAUCAGGGCCUAGUGGAAGUACCACUAGCAAAACCACUUCAGAAUCAAGCAGCUCUCCCUCAGCAUCCCUUAAAGGUCCAACUUCACAAGAAUCACAGCUCAAUGCCAUGAAGCGAUUACAGAUGGUCAAGAAGAAAGCUGCCCAGAAGAAACUCAAGAAGUAAUGUGGCCAAGUAGGUUUUUAUAUCACAUUACCCUAAAAUCUUAUUAUUAGGACAUAAACUGUAAUAUACUAUAAUUUAAUAAAAAUCUUCACAAUGAAAUUUCUAUUAUUUCUUACCUUCAAAUGCUAAAUGUUUUUAAGCAAAAUUUGGAAAUCUAUUUUAAGUCUGUUUAACAUUAUUUUAACAGUUUCCUUAGCAUGUGAAAACAAUGAUUAAAAUGAUUAAUUCUUGAUGAGAACUUCUGGAAUCCCAAGAGACUGGUAGCAUACAUGAAUUUUUAAAAAAAGAAAUAGUUCAUCUUCUAGCAAAGCCCCAAGAAUUAAUCCUGCUGAAUAAGGUGCCUUACAAGGUGGCAGGAAUGACCCAAUAUAAACUUUCCUACUUUCCCCCCAAUAUUCCAGAUAUUCCAUGUUAGUCCCCGGCCGCAUUUCAAUUGAUUCUCCCUCUCCCCCACAAAUAUUUUAUCUCCCCAUUUUCAAAAUGAGUUUUAUAUAAUUGAUUUCUCAUAUUUCUGUAUUAUAUCUUUACUUUUAUUUUUAUCACUUCGUAUCAGUUAUUUAGGGAUCUCUCUCUUCCAGUAGAUUAUGAACUCCCAUAAUGCAGUACUUUUCUCCCAUUGCCUGCUUUUUCUUAUAUUGCCAGUCUAAUAUAUGCACAUUAUAUGUACCAAUAAAUGUUGAAUUUUGAUUUAUCCUGGUUAUCUAUAUUCCUGAGAAUUCUUGAACAAACUACCCCUUCCAAGAAUUUUUGUGGAUGGAUAAUUUCUGAGUUGUUUACAUACUGAUACCUUCUGCUAUAUCAUGGAAAGAAAAAAGGGGCUGCUUUAUUUUUACUGCCCAAAAGUGUUACAGUUUUAAUUUUAGUUAACUUUGUAUAAAAGAAGCUCCAGUAUCAUGAUUAAAUCUUGAAAUUGUUCUGAGUA
Messenger RNA from Enhydra lutris kenyoni (northern sea otter), 2397 nucleotides. Its product is annotated as integrator complex subunit 12. The transcript is spliced from 7 exons. Gene Ontology annotation, biological process: snRNA 3'-end processing. The record is from RefSeq and is a predicted model, not a curated record. The coding region runs from base 87 to 1475 and encodes 462 amino acids. Gene Ontology annotation, cellular component: integrator complex. NCBI's taxonomy places the organism in Eukaryota, Metazoa, Chordata, Mammalia, Carnivora, Mustelidae.